CGUAUACCCCUCUCUAAAAGAGAACGCGACAUUCAAAGUUACUGACGCCGCGCCCACCGUGAGCGGAUUGGUGAUAACGGAAGCGUGUCAGAAAACUGGACGACACUUGGCUAUAAAAGCAGGAAGCCAGAUUGCUGCGAGUUCAGUAGCGAACAAAGAGCACAGCAGCACCAUGAACGCACUGGGAUUCCUCGCAAGCAUUGUAGUCCUCGCCACGGCUGUUAACGCCGGCUUCUUUGGUGGCUACGGAGGCUACGGAGGCUACGGAGGCUACGGUGGUUACGGUGGUUACGGCGGCUAUGGUGGAGGCUACGGCCAUGGAUAUGGAGGCUACGGCGGAUACGGCGGUUACGGCAAGGUCAUUAGUAUUGGGUACGGAGGAUACGGUGGAUACGGCGGCUACGGAGGCUACGGAGGUUACGGCGGCUACGGAGGCUACGGCGGCUACGGAGGCUAUGGCGGUGGUUACGGAAAGUACUGGUAGAUACAACUUCGCAACAUUGUAACCACCCCACUUUUAUCUGCACGUGUCAUGCAAACAUCAUCACACUAAAUUGAUCAAAUCUAUGUGAAGGAAAGGCU
Messenger RNA from Rhipicephalus sanguineus (brown dog tick), 582 nucleotides. Its product is annotated as neuropeptide-like protein 31. The transcript is spliced from 2 exons. The record is from RefSeq and is a predicted model, not a curated record. The coding region runs from base 173 to 484 and encodes 103 amino acids. NCBI's taxonomy places the organism in Eukaryota, Metazoa, Arthropoda, Arachnida, Ixodida, Ixodidae.